This is a messenger RNA of Pipistrellus kuhlii (Kuhl's pipistrelle), 1443 nucleotides long. It is a transcript of the gene DBX1, whose product is annotated as developing brain homeobox 1. The transcript has 4 exons. NCBI's taxonomy places the organism in Eukaryota, Metazoa, Chordata, Mammalia, Chiroptera, Vespertilionidae. The coding region runs from base 60 to 1094 and encodes 344 amino acids. Gene Ontology annotation, molecular function: DNA binding; DNA-binding transcription factor activity, RNA polymerase II-specific. The record is from RefSeq and is a predicted model, not a curated record. Gene Ontology annotation, biological process: regulation of transcription by RNA polymerase II; cell differentiation in spinal cord.
CCAGGCAUUUACCCUGCAGCCACUGGAAGAAGGGCUCCUACGCCCGCCUCGCGCCUACCAUGAUGUUCCCGGGGCUCCUCGCGCCCCCCGCCGGGUACCCCAGCCUCCUGCGCCCCACACCCACCUUAACGCUGCCCCAGUCUCUGCAGUCGGCGUUUUCCGGACACUCUAGCUUCCUGGUCGAGGAUCUGAUCCGCAUCAGCCGACCCCCUGCCUACCUGCCCCGCAGCGUGCCCGCGGCUAGCAUGUCGCCCCCCAGGCAGGGGACCCCCGCGAGUCUCCCAGACACCGUGGCGUCGGAUCUGGGCUCCCCGAGUCCCGGCAGCCGGCGGGGCGGAUCGCCGCAGACCGCCGUCUCCCCUGCCAGGGAGCCUACGUUCCUGAAGUUUGGAGUGAAUGCCAUUCUCUCCUCCGCUCCCAGAAAUGAAGCAUCCCCCGCCUUGCUCCAGAGCGGCCCUCCCAAGACCUUCGCCUUUCCCUACUUCGAAGGUUCCUUCCAGCCUUUCAUCAGAUCUUCGUAUUUCCCAGCUUCCUCCAGCGUCGUGCCCAUCCCCGGGACCUUCUCCUGGCCGCUGGCCUCUCGCGGAAAGCCCCGCCGGGGCAUGCUGCGCCGAGCCGUGUUCUCGGACGUGCAGCGCAAGGCGCUGGAGAAGAUGUUCCAGAAGCAGAAGUACAUCAGUAAGCCCGACCGCAAGAAGCUGGCGGCCAAGCUGGGCCUGAAAGACUCCCAGGUGAAAAUCUGGUUCCAGAACCGGCGCAUGAAGUGGCGGAACUCCAAGGAGCGCGAGCUGCUGUCCAGCGGGGGCUGCCGAGAGCAGACCCUUCCCACCAAACUCAACCCGCACCCGGACCUCAGCGAUGUGGGCCAAAAGGGCCCGGGGGACGAGGAAGAGGAAGACGAGGGCCGGGCCAGCCCUGGCCCCAGCCUGGCCUACCACGCGUCCCUCCAUCCUCGGCACCUGCGGGACCCGCGCUUGGAAGGGCCCCUGCCCGCCUCCCCUGCGCACUCGACAAGCAGCCCAGGCAAACCUUCGGACUUCUCGGACUCCGAGGAGGAGGACGAGGGCGAGGAAGAGGAGAUCACGGUGUCUUAGAAGCCUCCCUCGCCCCGGGGUACUGUUUCUAAGAGCUUUGGGUACUGUUUCUAAGUGCUUUGAAAUGGGAGAAGUGGGUGCAGUGGGGUGUUCACUUGCUUCCCACGGUGGACCCGUCACCUUAUCAAGGGCGCCCCCGCCCCUUCCAUGGCCCAAAGGAGCAUUUCCCCAGACACCUCUUAACUGCCCUCUCCACACAAGUGAAAUGCAGGCCUUGGCCCCAGCUUUAACUGGUACCCAAGGGCUACCUUCCAUCUUUAUUGCAAGCUAUUUUAAACACAGUGGCGCGUUCCCUCACAGCCUGGGUUUAGAGGGGAGCUAGGCCCUGCUGGUCCUUAGCAGCGAUAAA